UUAAAGGCAAUGGACGGCGACCGAAUAACAGAACCCUUUCUCGUUCGCAUUCCUCCAUGCUCGUUCGCAAGAGAGCCACGUGAUCCCCGCGCAGCCAAUCGGAGUCCUGGAAAGCGACGUCGUGGUUCGAAAGUUGAUCGAGCGGUCUGUUUGAUGUUUAUAUAUCGUGGUCACGCUCUUUUGUCCCUUUCGUUGGAAAACGGAUCGACAACGUGCGAAUGGGAGGAAAAUCUCGACUAACGAACGCUCUAGAAGUUCAACGGAGUCGUGCAGUACGUACGUAGAGAGUGGCCUGCUGCCAACACGAUGAACCCUGGCCAACAGUUGCCAAGCAUACCGCACUGUUGCUGCCUUCAUGGACGUGCUGGUGGCAUUGCUCCUCCUGUCCAGCCCAUGCACUGCUGCACCGCUGAGUACCACCAUUUCCCCAGAUGCUAUCAACCUUCAGGGGUCGAGCUCGUCAGGGGCAGGACUCAACACCAGUACCGAUGGCCGCCUGUCAACAUUCACUCCACCGACAAAAACGACAAAGUCAGCUAAUGAUGCUUCCUUGCACACAGCGGACAGCACAACUGCCGAUCCUCAUCAAACUUCAAUAUUGCCUGCAUUUGUCCACCACAUCACUGAACAGAGCUUUACGAGGGACACGGAUUUGUCAUUGUCGAAGACGGUAGGCAGUGAAGUUGCUCAAAGCUCAUCAGAUGACAAUAACUCCACAAUAGCCUACCUGGAAACACAAACAUCUGUGGAUGUGCUUAGUUAUGAACUCAGCUCGCUCAAGAACAGGUCGGGGGACAGACAGGUGAGCACAUUGCCUGGGAGCAUGCCUUCAGUUGAAGUGUCAACUGUACUUCCUACUCAAGAAGAGCUGAGGCCGGCUGGUAAAUUAUCAGUUGUCAAGGUGCACGAGGCACCCUCACAGACUGUUGCUAAACAAGAGCUGACUACUUCAUUGUCAGUUACAGUUCCUAGCGUUACCACUCACAACCAAUUUGAUAAUGAAGAGCUGCAGGUUACAGCUGAAGAAAGACCAACUAGUAAAGAGCACAUGAGUCAUAUUCUACCAAGUGCAAGUCCUAAUGUAACAACUCUCAACUACUCUGCAGUACAAAGCCUGAUGCGGUCCACUACGGUUGUUUAUGCAGUCGCUGCCAAUUAUGAUGUGCUAGACGUUACAGCCACACCGAAGACUAGCACACCUCUGCCUCAAAACAAUGAUGUGCAAGCUCCAGUACCUACAGCAACAAGAAUUAGUGAAAGCAACAGAACAGAAGACGUUGAAAUUCAGUUAAAGAGUCUUGUGUCGACACAAGGUCAGACCAUCCAGCCUCCUACCACAAGUUUUACAUCUCCUUCCUUUUUUUCAAGUGAUGACUUACAGAGCAGAACUUUAUAUAAGAGCUCUCUAUCCAACAUGCCACUACCAGCAUGGAGUGAGCUAGUGAACUGCACGUCAGUGAAUUGCACAGAGCAGUCAGUUGAAUUAACACUACAGCAGCCCUCAGUAUGGAGUUCUUCUGAUAUGACUACGGCUACUGCAGUUGAAUAUAGCACUACAUCGGAGCAAAGUACAAGCCACAAACCAGAUGAUGGGGCCACACUGCCUCUUGAGAAUACUGAAACAAGUACUGUCACAGUACUGCCUGUUCUUGAAGACAGGACAGUUGAGCACAGUACUACAUCGGAGCAAAAUACAAGCCAGAAACCGGAUAAUAGUGCCACAAUGCCUCUUGUGAAUACUGAAACAAGUACUAUCAUAGUGCCUAUUCAAUACUAUGCAGUUGAUCAUAGUACUACAUUGGAGAAAAAUACAAGCCAAAAAUGGAAUGAAAAUGCCACACUGCCUCUUGAGAAUACUGAAAGAAGUUCUGUUACAAUGCUGCCUAUGCUUGAAUACAGUGAAUACAGCACAGUUGAGCAGAGUACUAAAUCGGAGCAAUAUACAAGCCAAAAGCCAGAUAGUGCCACACUGCCUCUUGAGAAUAAUGAACCAAGUACUGUCACAGUACUGCCUAUUCUUGAAUACAGCACGAUUGAGCACAGUACUAAAUUGGAGCAAAAUGCAAGCCAAAAACUGGAUGACAGUGCCACACUGCCUUUUGAGGAUAAUGAAACAAGUACUGUUACGGUACCACCUGUUCUUGAACACACCACAGUUGAGCACAGUACUAAAUUGGAGCAGAGUACAAGCCAAAAGCCAGAUAGUACCACACUGCCUCUUGAGAAUAAAGAACCGAGCACUGUAACAGUACCACCUAUUCCUGAAUACAGCAUGAUUGAGCACAGUACUAAAUUGGAACAAAAUACAAGCCAGAAGCCAGAUAGUGCCACACUGCCUCUUGAGAAUAAUGAACCAAGUACUUUCACAGUACUGCCUACUGAAUACAGCACAAUUGAGCACAGUACUAAAUUGGAACAAAGUACAAGCCAGAAACCAGAUAUUGCCACACUGCCUCUUGAGAUUAAUGAACCAAGCACUGUCACAGUACUGCCUACUCUUGAAUACAGCACAGUUGAGCACAGUACUACAUCAGAGAAAGAUUCUAGGCAAGAAUCGGAUAGUGCCACACUACCUCUUGGGAAUAACGAAACAAGUACUGUUACAGUUCCUAUUUCCCUGGAUUACCCAGAGAUUGACAACACGUCAGUGGCAACUUUUUCUCUGCAAACCACUGAGACACUAGCCAAGGUGACAGAGAUUCCACCCACUCCCAUUUCUGCUGCCACCUCAGCCUACUCAAGUGAAGCAUCGGUCAAUGCAGCAACACAACUUGUCAAGAUGUCCACAGAUGCAACAAUGAUUUCGGAAGAAGCCAGCACAUCAGAAAGUUUCUUUGACACAUUUUCUUUGGCACCGAAAUAUGAUAGAGCCACAGUGGUGAUGCCAUCCCAUGGUAGACCACUUGCGGCUACAUCAAGUACUCCAGCAGGUGUGGUAUUAGGUACAUCAGAUUUGGGAGAUACUGUCACUAAUUCCGAAAUUCCAGAUGAAGAUAGUGCAACAGAACAUAGUGAGGCAAGUCCAACAGGCACAAGUAAUACUGCAGGAACUUCAGGAGUGAUUGCUGGCACCACUACUACAGAUUUGGUGGGACAGCAAGUACUCCCAGAGUUAAGAGAUGUUCUUGAUGCGAGUGAGCCAACAUCAGCUGAACAUUUUACACCCUGGGAGGGAACUGAUCCUGUUCGUAAGCAGCUUGAAACUUUGCUAGCUACUGGUGCCGUCACGGAAAGCAACAUGUUUGCAGGUUUCCCACAUUCAUUAAGUGAGGAACUCGCUAGCACCACUUUGGAGGUUACAACUACACUACCUGCAAGCUCUUAUAGUCCAGCGGGGAGUGAGCCAGUUUCACCUCAUACUCCAGCCAUUGCACCAGAAGGAAAGUUGACAUCACCACAUGUGCAACAGAGUACCACAGAGAAGAGCUCUGUUUCUACAGCUUUGCCUUCUGAGCUGCCAAGGCAUGGAAUCCCGGAAGACGGCACUUCGUCAACCUGCGUGCCCUUGGAGCCACCGCGGAGGCCGACGCACGAGUUCCGGCUGGUGUUCAACACCUCGGCCGAAUUCUCCUGGGAGCAGGUCGAGGCCCUUGAAAAGCGCAUCCAGCACUUUUCCAACGACAGCGCUUGUCCGCGCCACUUCGCACGCACUGCAUUUACCCUUGGACCCCCACACGAACUCAGCUGGACUGACCCUUCGGCCAACGCAAGCUGGUGCGACCGCGGAGCUGUAGACACCCUGUUGCACGCCAUGCGCACCCGCACGGGUCACCCAACGCCCGAGGUGACGAGGGCCUUCUACCCUGAGUUUAAGGUCGUCACUGUUGAGCUACAUUACCGUGGCGCAUGCAUGGACCGCCGAGGUAUGGCGCCGUUCCCCAUUGCAGCCACAGCCAUCGGCGUUGUUCUUGCCGCGGCACUCAUUGCGGGCUUGGUCCUCUGGAGGGCACUGCGGCUGGUGCCCUCACGUUCACGCAAGCUCAACGUCACCAGCAGGUCCUCCGCAGUGCCUCGCGAGUCGUUCCAUCUGAAGCAGCGGCGGCCCGUACUCCUGACAGGAGAGAACAGGGCUGGCAGCACCAAUGGCACUCCAAGCAAGAGCCCGCACACCAAGCCCAACCCACCGUUUGUGGUAGACACGGACUUCUGCUACAUCAAUCCCAACUUCUUGGAGGUUGUCAAACAGUCGCCGCCACCUCCACCGCCAUACCGAAAGUCGCUCGACAGGCGCAGCCUCGAUGCCGUGCUCCCUGCUCCGCCCCCGAGACCACCACAUGGUCCUCACUCAUCUCUCGGGAGUCGACGACGAGCUGAGCACGACGAAGGAUCGUCGAGUUCGGGGGUUGAGUCGGACGCGCAGCCAUCGGGGGAGGCCAAAUCCAAUGAGAGCAGCUGAAAGUGAUGAACGAUGGCAUAGCAGCAUUUCAGACACAUUCCAGUCUUCUUGUGAAUAAUUCCAUUCAUUCAGCCCGUCCUCAGACAACAUAAACCCAAGCUUUCUCUUGGCACCAAAGUUUAAUGUGGCUGUUAUCAAACAACGGUGGAAAGUUGGGCAAGUUGGUUCAAAACACUGCUCUGACACGUACAGACAAGAACAAGUGCUGGCUUCCAACUGAAUUUUUUUUAUUAAAAACAGGUGAACAUGUGUCAUCGAAAAAACAGUAGAAAACACGUAAGCAUUCCCACCAUUGCCUGCUAUGCACGUGUAAAUGAGAUCAUGAAGCAAGCUUAACAUGUAGCCCCACAUAACAAUGUAGGUGCAAUAGCUCUGCGGCCAUAAGCGCCAGAAAAAGCCAUAUUGCAUAGUGUAAGCAACAAGGACACAUGCAGCUACAUUCAAUUCGCAAGAAAUUGUGUUGCUAUGCAUAUGCCAUAAAAACAAGUACACGCAUUUUCUGCCAGCUCAUUGAUCCAAUCUACACAUUAUAUCAUUAAGCUCAUGAUUUCAUAGCUGCCGAUACUAGAACACAUCCUGUCAAGUGUUCACAUAUUGUGUCCGUGCAUUAAAUCUAAAACAGCGCAAAUCGUAAUUGCUUCCAAAUUUCUUAUUCUGCACAGCCCUUGGUGUGUUACCUAUAUUUUAAUUUGUGACAAUAAAUUAAGUGUACUUCAAAUGAAAAAUGAAGAACCCCGGUGAGAUGUUUUGGGAGAUGAAUGGGCAGUCCUUGUGAUAUGCUAUAGCAGGCUUUGCAUGUUGUAUCUCAACAGCAUCUCAGUCAUUUUGCUGUGAAAUCGGAGAGACCUACAAGGGCUUGAUCACUGCUUUUAGUGAGCAGACAUACAUGAAAACAACUGCGCUUAGCUGAUGUCUAAGCAAGUAGACAAAGAUACGUCCAUGUCCAAUUGUAAUCUGCUUUACACUCCAUACCGAGAAAGUCGACUUUAUUGAAGGAAAACAUCAUUUCAUAUACUAUUCGUCCUGUUUAGUGUGUUGGUCUUGUGUUACUGCAAUGUCUGAUUUUACUUGCUUCUGUAGUGUAACCUCACUGAAUUCAUGCUAUGAGCUUUGGAUGUGCUACUCAACAUUGUGGGGAAAUUUUGUACGACUUUCACUGCCACUAUAUUUUUCUCAUUGGGUUGCACACAUGUUGCAUGCAGACAGACUUGCUGCCGUCUUCUCAAAACUAGAGGUAUGACACCGAGCGAAGUGUUUCAAGAGUUUAUCAGCAUUUGUACUGAACGUUGCAUGUGCCAGGCAUACUUUAGCAAUAACGUUAGCAGUAAUGCAAUUGACACAAGGAAUUACGGGUGUCUCUGUUGUCAGUUCUCCUGUCUCCAUUGUGUCAGGGCUAUGGUUAGUAGUGUAGCCCAGUAAAAUUCUGGACUCUAUGUGAAAUAAAAGAUGCCCGUACAACUUGGCAAUUGCGUUACACGGGGCAUGCAAACCUUGGGUAAAUUUCUUGCCACUUUCAUCCACAAUAAAUUGGAAUUGGCAAGUAAAAACUUUGCUAAAAUAGUGAGCUUGGGCUGAAAUACAGCGAAAGAUUGUUCUGCUGGAGUAAAAUCCUUGUGUUUUUUAUUGCCAACACCACGUAGAAUGCAUUCCUGCGAUGGAUGAAACAGUCAAUUAAUUUGCACAAACUUAAUAUGAAACUAAGGGUAAUUAACACAACUGCAAAGUUCCACCCCUUAGUGAAAUUUGAUGGCCAUUCAGCCUAUUUGAAUGGCUAUGUGUACCUGUCUGUAUCAUAUAUGCAACAUUCUAUACUUACUGCUACUUCUAGUACACAGAGCCCAGUGUAACAUAUGACAUACAGGCUGUGUGACAUUAUCUACAGUGACACGAUCUACAAGUUCAUUGUACAUUUGGCAACAUGUGGCUUUGCCACAUGCUUCACCACAAACGCUGCAACUGUAAUGUGCGCACACCCCUUUGUUGAGAGGGAGUAUUCUUAUUAUAUGUAAAAGUUUGAAUGGCAUGUAAGAGAUUGGUUUACUUUUACAGGCCUUGUCAGCGAUGCUUGUCCAGUGAAUUUUGAAAGCUGUGCAUGGUAUUUGCUUUAGUGGCAUUCACAGGCAUGCGCAGGGGAGGGGGGGGCACCCCCCCCCCAGUCAUCUAAGAGGGCAGGGGGUCUGAAAGUCUGCCCCAUACAUUGACUUAAUAGGGAGGCGGGGUGCUGCAAUGUCUUUGCCCCCCCCCCCCCCCCUGAAGGGGAACCCUGCGCAUGCCUAUGGUGGUAUUCAACAAAAGUUUCAUGUAAAAUUGUGUUUGUUCAUCAUGCACCAAUCUUCAAAAUCACAGACAUGCUCAAGGUUCUGCGACUGCUAGGUGACACAACUUCGCUCCUUUGCAAGUACUUUGUUGCUUUCGGUAGCAUACGCUGUAGACUCUCUUGCUGACUGUCAUCCCCAGUGAUCACCAAGAGCACUUCUGUUGCGUACAUAGAAAGUCAUUAUGUGACGCACCAGACCACAAAGCCAGCCACUGAUGAAAGAAACUGUUCAUGCAAAUAAUAGAUUGGCAUUUUAUGCCAACACAUUCAAGUUGCACACCGGUAUAUCCUGCUUUUAGCAUGCUACAGCAACCACCAAUAAGAAAACUUCCCGUGAAAGUGAGAAGCUGAGCCAACGUGCAGUUGUAAUUUCACUGGCCGGCUUGUACUAGGCGCUGCUGUAGAUGCUGUACUGACGACUAUGCAUUCCAGAGCUACUUUAUUUCCAUUCACUAGUCCCUGUGCUUGUAUUAGCAGAAAUAAUGUUAUUUAUUGAAAUGUCUUGGAAAAUGUGUGUUGUGUAUUUGUGGCCUGAAUGUAACUGAAUAAAUGUUUGUAUAUGUAGAA
Molecule: messenger RNA, 7280 nt
Organism: Rhipicephalus sanguineus (brown dog tick)
Lineage: Eukaryota; Metazoa; Arthropoda; Arachnida; Ixodida; Ixodidae
Product: mucin-16
Exons: 2
Coding region: 356-4396 (1346 amino acids)
Source: RefSeq, a predicted model, not a curated record